GCCAUCUGCUUGAUUAAUUUGUGUUAGAGUCAUAUGUAAGGAAAAGAGAAAGCCCCCUCCCUUUUUUUCAUUAGCAAACGCAAGUUCUUUGUGCAGUCCCUACCCCAAAAGAAAGGUAAGUUCUCACUCCAACACAACAGAACUGAACACAACACAGCAGCAGAACCCACCUGGCAAACACAACUCACACACACACUCUCUCUCAGCGCAGGUUUUCAUUUCCAUUACAUCUCAUUAACAUUCUUACUGUACCAUUCAUUGGAUCUGACUCAAACCGAACACGUUCCCCGGCAUUGGAUCCGUUCCACGAUCCGACCCAUUUGCCCUUCGGGUUGGUUGAUCCAAAUGGGAAUGCCCCACAAGCCAUGACCCCAGCCGUGGAGGAGGACCACCACGACCCUUCCCUUUUCCACGACUCCAACGACCGUUUGCUCUCUUCAUGCUCCUGCUCCACGUCCGCCUCCGACGACGACGCUCCCACUCCCCAAAACGACACCAAACCUAUUAAAAACGACACUCAUGCCCUCCCCCAAUUCCCCUUCCCCACCAUGUGCAAGUACGAUGCCUGGAUCUCCGAACCCUCCUCCCUCUCCGAGCGCCGCUCCCGCCUCCUCCGACAGUUCGGUCUCCCCACCCCGCCUUCCCCCGCCGCUACCAUCCCCCGAUCAUCCUCCUCUCACCAAUGCACCGACACUUCCACCGCCGCCGCCACUAUUCCCCGAUCGAAAUCCGACAACACCGCGGAUCGCGGUACCAAGCAUUGCAAAUCAUCCGUUGUUCCCAUUCGCGACAAUGACAACGGUUUUCUCGUGAAUAAUAAUAUUAAUAUUAAUAGUAGUAUUAGUGGUAGUCAUUCUGUGAAUAAUAGGAUUUGUGUGAGUGUAUCUGAGGAGGGUGGAAAUGGGGAGGGGAAUGUGGUCGAUGAAGUGGAGCAAGCGUGUACAAUUAGGGAUUUGGACAAUGGGAAAGAGUUUGUGGUGAAGCGGGAUGGGGUGUGGAAUGAGGUUAAGGAGGUGGGGACUGGAAGGCGUUUGACUGUGGAGGAGUUUGAGAUGACGGUGGGGCAUUCUCCGAUUGUUCAGGAGCUAAUGAGGAGGCAGAGUGCGGAGGAAGGUCGCGAUGGGGACGGCGUGGAUGGAGAAGGUGAUUGUGGGAAUGCUGGUGGUGUUGAUGAUGAAGGGGAUGGUGGCAAAGUGAGGAGAAAAGGUGGGUGGUUUAAGUUCAUGAGUUUGAAGAGUGUUGUGGUGGGUCAGAAGGAGAGGAGAAGUGGUGAUGAGAGGGAUACGUCUUCCUCAGAGAAGGCGGGUGGCCGGAGGUCAAGCUCUGCCACCGACGAUAGCCAGGAUGGUGGUAGUGGUUUGGUUCAGGGGGGUGAGAGAGUGAGGGUUAGACAGUAUGGGAAGUCUUGUAAGGAGGUUACAGGGCUUUAUAAGAGCCAGAAGAUUCAGGCUCAUGUUGGAUCCAUUUGGAGCAUUAAGUUUAGUUUGGAUGGGAAGUACCUUGCUAGUGCCGGUGAAGAUUGUGUGAUUCAUGUUUGGCGGGUUCUGGAGUCUGAGAGGAAGGGCGAGUUACUCGUGGAGAAACCGGACGAUGGGAAUUUGAACAUGUUGUUUGUUGUUAAUGGGUCGCCGGAGCCUUCUUCUCCUGGCAUGGAGAAUAAUUUGGAAAAGAAGAGAAGGGGGAGGUUGUCUGUCAGCAGAAAAUCGUUGAGCGUGGACCAGUUAGUAGUGCCGGAAACUGUGUUUGCUCUCACUGAUAAACCGGUUUGCACCUUUAAGGGUCAUCUCCAUGACGUGCUUGACCUUUCUUGGUCCAAGUCUCAGGAGCGUGGCUCGGGGAGACAGAUUGGAGAAGGAUAUGAAGCUGGAGGUUUAUACCAUUUUGGAUCUCGUCCACGGGUAUCCUGUGUUGCAGCUCUUCCCCCUAAAGUGUUAAAUGACCAAUUUGGCCACCCUCACUUGUCAAAGUUAAAAAAGAUGUGUCCUGAACUUAGUGGUCUUCAGACUUUAGAAUGUGAGUCUUGUCAACUAGGAAAACAUGUUAGAUCCGUCUUUCCUAAAAAGUCUCAAUCAAUGUGUAAUUCUAGUUUUUCUAUUAUUCAUUCUGAUGUUUGGGGACCUAGUCGUGUCUCUUCUUUUGGUUUUAGGUACUUUGUUACCUUUAUUGAUGAGUAUUCUCGAUGUACUUGGGUUUAUCUAAUGAAAGAUCGCUCUGAAUUGUUACCCAUCUUCACAUCCUUUUUGAAUGAAAUCAAGAACCAAUUUGGUCAAGUGAUUAAAAUCUUAAGAAGUAAUAAUGCUAGAGAGUAUUUCUCAUCCAAUUUUUCUGCAAUCCUUAGCUCCCAUGGUAUUUUGCAUCAGUCCACUUGUCCUGAUACACCCCAGCAAAAUGGUAUAGUCGAAAGAAAAAAUAGACACUUAGUUGAAACUGCUCGUACCCUUUUGCUUGGUGUCCAUAUACCUGUCCAUCACUGGGGGAUGCCAUCUUAACCGCCUGUUUUCUUAUUAAUAGGAUGCCCUCCUCCUCUCUCAAUAAUAAAGUCCCUUUCUCCAUUCUCUUUCCCAAUGAUCCUCUCUUUCACACCCCUCCUCGAGUUUUUGGUUGUGUAUGUUUUGUUCACGAUAUGUCUUCGGGGCUAGACAAGCUCUCCGCUCGUGCGAUCAAAUGUGUCUUUUUGGGCUAUUCUCGGCUUCAAAAAGGGUACCGGUGUUACUCUCCUGAAACCAAGAAGUAGUACAUGUUUGCCAAUGUUACAUUCUUUGAACAGACACCUUUCUUCUCUCCAUCUGUUCAAGAUGUCCAUAUCCUCCAACAGGUCCUUCCUCUUCUCGUAGUUGAGUCCAAUAUAUCUAAUGUCACUGUCAAUCCAAGUCAUGCUCAAGGUCCUCCCGAACCUUCCUCUUCACAUAUUGAUAUCUUCCGACACAGUACCCCGAUGGGUAGUCCUCUUCUAGAAAAUGGUGGAUCUCCUCCUUCAUGUUCUUCUCCCUCAUCGCCUCCUGCGACGCCUCCUGGUGAAGAUGAUUCUGGUUGGCCCAUUGCUCUCAGAAAAGGUACUCGUUCCACUCGAAACCCUCAUCCCACUUAUAAUUUUCUUAGCUAUCACAGAUUGUCGCCCUCCUUUUAUUCUCUUUUAUCCUCAGUGUCCUCUAUGGUUAUACCCAAAAAUGUGAAAGAAGCACUUGAUCAUCCUGGAUGGCGACAAGCCAUGAUUGCUGAAAUGUAGGCUCUUGACCACAGUAAUACUUGGGAGCUUGUGCCACUUCCCUCGGGCAAAAAGACUGUUGGUUGUCGAUGGGUCUUUGCAAUUAAAGUUGGCCCUAAUGGUGACAUUGAUCGGCUCAAAGCCCGGCUAGUUGCAAAAGGGUACACUCAGGUGUAUGGCCUUGAUUAUUGUGACACAUUUUCUCUCGUGGCCAAGAUGACUACCAUUCGUCUGUUCUUUGCAAUGGCAGCAAUUCGUCAUUGGCCACUUCAUCAAUUGGAUAUCAAGAAUGCCUUUCUCCAUGGUGAUCUUGAGGAGGAAGUUUAUAUGGAGCAACCUCCUGGGUUUGUUGCUCAGGGGGAGUCUGGUAUGGUUUGCAAAUUGCACCGAUCUUUAUAUGGGCUCAAGCAAUCACCACGUGCUUGGUUUGGAAAAUUCAGCUUUCAUUGUUCAGAAAUUUGGGCUAAAACGCAGUGAAGCAGAUCAUUCAGUCUUUUAUUAUCACUCGUCUCUUGGGAAAUGUGUUUACUUAAUUGUAUAUGUUGAUGAUAUCGUUAUUACAGGGAAUGUACUGCUGGAAUAUCUCAAUUGAAGGAGUACUUGUGUAGACAUUUCCAAACCAAGGAUCUUGGAAGCCUCAAAUACUUCUUAGGCAUUGAAGUAGCUCAGUCAAAAGACGGAGUUGUAAUCUCCCAAAGGAAGUAUGCUCUGGAUAUUUUGCAAGAAACAGGCAUGAUUGAUUGUAGACCGGUUGAGAGUCCCACGGACCCAAAUCAAAAAUUAACAAAGGUGAGUUAUUCUCCGACCCGGAGAGAUAUAGGAGGCUAGUUGGAAAACUAAUCUAUCUCACUAUUACAAGGCCAGAUCUAUCUUUUAUUGUUGGGGUGGUUAGUCAGUUCAUGCAAGCUCCAUGUGUUGGCCAUUGGAAUGCUAUCAUUUGCAUUCUAAGGUAUCUGAAAAAGGCUCCCGGGCAAGGGCUGUUAUAUGAAGAAAAAGGAAGCCUUCAGGUAUCAGGAUAUUGUGAUGCCGAUUGGGCAGGUUCUCCUAUUGAUAGACGAUCUACUACUGGAUAUCGUGUUUUCCUUGGAGGAAACUUUAUCUCAUGGAAAAGUAAAAAACAGAAUGUAGUGGCUCGAUCAACAGCGGAAGCUGAAUAUAAGGCAAUGGCGUCACUAACAUGUGAACUUAUAUGGGUGAAACAGUUCCUUCAAGAGCUUAGCUUUUGUGACAUCCAGAGUAUGAAGAUGUAUUGUGAUAACCAAGCUGCUCUUCACAUUGCAUCAAAUCCAGUGUUUCACGAGAGGACUAAGCAUAUAGAAAUUGAUUGUCAUUUUGUUCGGGAAAAGUUAUUGUCAAAAGAAAUAUGUACCGAGUUUGUUGGAUCAAAUGACCAACUCGCAGAUGUGUUGACUAAGUCAUUAAGGGGACCUCGGAUCGAGUUUAUUUGUUCCAAGCUUGGUACAUACAAUCUGUAUGCUCCAGCUUGAGGGGGAGUGUUAGAAUAAUUACUAAGUCUACUUGUUAAUGUAGUCAGUAGGACUAAAAUAGGGGGUAGUGUGUUGGGUUAUCUCUAAUCAUUGUACCUAGCAGUCUAGGACAAUGACUUGACCUUCUAUCUCUCUAUUGUAUCAACUCUUUAUCUAUAUAAAUAACAUAACAUGAGAGGUGUCUUUCAAGCCCUCAAGAACAUAUUUUUAUCUCAAGUAUUUCCUUUCGAGAAAAACCUAAUUUCAUAACUCUUACAAAUGGAUCUAAAACUUCCUCAAAAGGAGUCGGUCAUGUUUCCUUGUCUCGCUCCCUCAAUCUAAACUUUGUCCUUUUUGUCCUUAAUAUUCCUUUUAAUUUAAUUUUCCUAAGCCAAUUGACCAAAAUGUUAAAUUGUUCAAUAACCAUUGAUCACAAAUCUUUUGUUAUAUAAGAGUGUGGUUCGAGGAGACAGAUGGGAGAAGGCUGAUCUCGUCCAAGGGUGUCCUGUGUUGCUGCUCUUACUCCUAAAGCGCUACAUGAUCGACUUGGCCAUCCUCAUUUGUCCAAAUUAAAAAAGAUGUGUCUUGAACUUAGUGAUCUCCAGAUCUUAGAAUGUGAGUCAUGUUAACUAGGAAAACAUGUAAGAUCUACCUUUCCUAAACGGUCUCAAUCAAUAUGUAAUUCUAGUUUUUCAAUCAUCCCUUCUGCUAUAUAGGGACCUAGUUGUAUCUCCUCCUUUGGUUUUAGAUAUUUUGUUACCUUCAUUGAUGAAUAUUUAAGAUAUAUUUGGGUUUAUCUUAUGAAAAAUCGUUCUAAAUUGUUAGCCAUCUUUACAUCUUUUUUGAAUGAAAUAAAAAAUAAAUUUGGUCAAGUAAUCAAACUAUUAAGAAGUGAUAAUGCCAAAGAAUAUUUCUCAUUCUCCUUUUCUACAAUCUUGAGUUCCCAUGGUAUAUUACAUUAGUCUACUUGUCCUCAUACACCGUAACAAAAUGGUAUAGCAGAACGAAAAACUAGACACUUGGUUGAAACUGCCUGUACCCUUUUGCAUGGUGCCCAUAUUCCUGCCCAUCACUAGGGGAUUCCAUCUUAUUAUCUUAUUAAUAGGAUGCCCUGCUCCUCUCUUGAUCAUAAAGUCCAUUUCUCUCUAUUUCCUAAUUAUCCUCGCUUUCACACAUCUCCCCAAGUGUUUGACUGUGUAUGUUUUGUUCAUGACAUGUCUCCAAGACUAGACAAACUCUUCGCUCGCGCUCUCAAACGUGUCUUCUUAGGCUAUUCUCGACUCCAAAAAGGAUAUCGGUGUUACUCUCCUGAAACUAAGAAGUAUUACAUGUUUGCCAAUGCUACAUUCUUUGAACAAACUCCUUACUACUCUCCAUCUGUUUAGGAUGUUCAUGUCCUCCAGCAGGUCCUUCCUAUUCCACUAGGUGAGUCAAAUAGCUCUACUGUCUUUGUCAAUCCAAGUCUUGAUCAAAAUCCUCCUGCAUCUGCUUCUCCACAUAUUGAGAUCAUCCUACACAGGGUCCCAAUGGAUAGUCCACCACCACA
Vigna angularis (adzuki bean) is the source of this 6217-nucleotide messenger RNA. RefSeq lists its product as uncharacterized. The transcript has 2 exons. The record is from RefSeq and is a predicted model, not a curated record. The coding region runs from base 366 to 2489 and encodes 707 amino acids. Gene Ontology annotation, molecular function: nucleic acid binding; protein binding. Lineage: Eukaryota; Viridiplantae; Streptophyta; Magnoliopsida; Fabales; Fabaceae. Gene Ontology annotation, biological process: DNA integration.